Achroia grisella is the source of this 793-nucleotide messenger RNA. RefSeq names its product dTTP/UTP pyrophosphatase-like. Gene Ontology annotation, molecular function: nucleoside triphosphate diphosphatase activity. The transcript has 5 exons. Bases 75 to 737 code for a protein of 220 amino acids. NCBI's taxonomy places the organism in Eukaryota, Metazoa, Arthropoda, Insecta, Lepidoptera, Pyralidae. The record is from RefSeq and is a predicted model, not a curated record.
GUAGUGCAUAUCGUGUUCGUGUUACAUACAAUAAUAUAUAUUUUAUUAAAUCAAAAUUUUACCAAUCAUCAAAGAUGGCGGAGCGUCAGCUGCAACCUCUAACGAUGCUAUUAGAGAAAAAUAAUAUAAAAGUAAUAUUUGCUACGCAAUCAGAAAGUCGAAAAAAAGCCUUGAGGGAAAAGGGUCUCGGCUUUGUUGAGUACAUAAAUCCUGACUGUGACGAGUAUACUGAAGAAACGGAUCCCAAAAAAUAUGUGAUAGAGGUCGCUCAGAAGAAGGUCCACGCUGUCUCGGAAAAGCUCAAGAAGCAGACAGGUGCAGUCAACACCAUAAUAAUAGGCGCUGACACCGUCGUCACCAUCGAUACGUAUGAUAACGUCAAACAAAUAUUGACUAAACCAAAAGAUAAAUGCGAUGCAAUAUCUAUGCUAAAAAGACUAUCAGGCAAGAAAAACGUUGUCGUAACUGGAUUCGUAAUAUUGAUGCCUGACGGUAAGGAAAUCCCCGACCAUGUGGAAACCAGUGUGGAGUUCGGGAAUCUGACUGACGAACAGGUGCACUAUUAUGUGGAGAGUGGUGAACCGAUGAUCUGCGCUGGAGGCUAUGCAAUUCAAGGUCUGGCCGGUACCUUCAUAAAAGGCAUCGAAGGAGACUACUUCAGCGUCCUGGGUGCGCCUGUUUAUAAGAUCUGUGAAAAACUGUACCAGUAUCUAGCCGAUCCGGAGAGUGUAUACUAGUACCUACUGCUGAAAAAGUAAAUUUGGGACUGAGUCUAAUGUAUGACUUGAUUACA